CUGGACCUUCUCUCUCUCUGUGUCUCUGGCGCUUGAGCUCACUCUCUCGCACCGGAGCCACCGCCAUUUCAAGAACCUCACUCCGUCCCACUGAUGCCUCCGAGCAUCCCUCAUCUGCUUCUCCUUCAUUUCCAUCUUCUCGCGAUAGCAUCGCUUGUAGGGAUCGCCGGAUGGUCACGGGCCUGGGCCAUCGGCGUCAACUGGGGGACAGCGUCGUCCCACCCCCUGCCGCCGCCCAAAGUGGUGGAGCUCCUCAAGUCCAACAACGUCUCCCGCGUCAAGCUCUCCGACGCCGACCCUGAUGUCCUCCGGUCGCUCUCCGGCUCCGGCAUCGCCGUCACCGUAGGCAUUCCCAACCUCAUGCUCCGGACCUUGAACUCCUCCAAGAAAGCGGCCGAAAGCUGGGUCCACGACAAUGUCACUCGCUACUUCCCCGCCGGAGGCCCCCGUGUUCGGAUCGAGUACAUUGCUGUGGGGGAUGAACCAUUUCUCUUGAGUCAUGGAGAUCAGUUCUAUCCAUUCGUCCUAGGAGCAGCCACCCAAAUCCAAGCAGCUUUAACCAAAGCAAACUUAGGAAGCAAGGUGAAAGUUGUUGUUCCAUGCAGUUUUGAUGCAUUUCAGUCUGAGUCAAACCUCCCCUCUGAAGGACAUUUCAGGCCUGAUAUCAACAAAACCAUGAUUCAACUGCUAACGUUUUUGAGUGAACAUCGGUUGCCCUUCUUCGCGUCAAUAUCGCCGUUCCUCAGCCUCCACCAGAGCAAGAAUAUUUCCCUCGACUUUGCUCUCUUCAAAGGAACUGCGCGGACUCAUAAUGACAGCCACAGAAUAUACAAAAACAGCUUCGACUUGAGCUAUGAUACCCUAGUAACGGCAUUGUAUAGUGCUGGUUUCCCUCAGAUGGAAAUUGUUGUAGCUCAGAUUGGUUGGCCGACAGAUGGAGCAGCUAAUGCUACCUCAGUCAUUGCCGAGGAAUUCAUGAAAGCUCUUAUAAACCACAUCCACAGUAAAACAGGGACGCCACUUAGGCCUCAGAAUCCCCCUUCGGAAGUGUACAUUUUAAGCCUUUUAGAUGAAGACCAACGAAGCACGUCUGCUGGAAAUUUCGAGAGACACUGGGGCGUGUUUACUUUUGAUGGCCAGGCAAAGUACCACAUUGAUUUAGGCCAGGGUUCCAGAAAAUUGUGGAAUGCACAGAACGUCAAGUACCUUUCUUCCCGAUGGUGUGUUGUGAACAAUAACGCUGACUUGUCCAAUGUGACCGCUAGUGUUUUAGAUGCUUGUUCUGUUGCUGAUUGUACUGCAGUCUCUCCUGGUGGAUCUUGUUAUAACAUCGGUUGGCCUCGCAAUGUGUCCUACGCAUUCAAUAGCUACUACCAGCAGCAUGAUCAAAGAGUGAACAGCUGUUAUUUUGGAGGAUUAGGAUUGAUCACGACCGUCGAUCCAUCUACCGAUACUUGCAGGUUUUGUUUUCCUUAUAUAAUUUUAUGAGCUCUAGGAAGGGCAGAGUUAAGGUAGAGGCAGUUUCACUGCUCAUUGAUCCACCAGGUAUCCUCUGGGACAGAUCUCAUGCCUACCUUGGCUGAACUAUGUUU
Rhodamnia argentea is the source of this 1592-nucleotide messenger RNA. RefSeq names its product glucan endo-1,3-beta-glucosidase 9. Gene Ontology annotation, cellular component: plasma membrane. The transcript is spliced from 3 exons. NCBI's taxonomy places the organism in Eukaryota, Viridiplantae, Streptophyta, Magnoliopsida, Myrtales, Myrtaceae. Gene Ontology annotation, molecular function: hydrolase activity, hydrolyzing O-glycosyl compounds. The record is from RefSeq and is a predicted model, not a curated record. Gene Ontology annotation, biological process: carbohydrate metabolic process. Bases 94 to 1488 code for a protein of 464 amino acids.